CCUCCUACCCUUUCCCAUGUAGUGUGUUACGUUACGGGAACACCCUCGUUUUCAGUUGCUUUUUCCUGUUCAUUCUUCACGUUCCACAAACGCAAUGGCACCCAGCAAGAUUAUAAUAGACACGGAUCCGGGCGUCGACGAUGUACUCGCCAUGCUGCUUGCUUUCGCAGCGAAGCCGGAAGAGCUGGAGGUUUUGAUGCUGAGUUUGACGUUUGGAAAUGUCGAGGUGCAGAACUGUCUGAGGAACGUUGUCACGCUUUUCCACUAUAUCGAAAAGGAGAAGGCGUGGCGGAGGGAGAAUGGGAGACCUGAGGGGUUCGAGGGUUUGACAACAAGGAAACCGAUUGUGGCGGUCGGAGCGGAAGAGCCGCUUGCUGAGCAUAUGAUGGUUGCUGAUUUCUUUCAUGGCGUCGACGGCUUGGGGGGCAUACACCAUAGCCACCCUCACUUGUCGCCAGAAGAGACAUGGAAGUCCCUCUUCAAGCCUACACCAGAGCCUAUCAGUCCUGAAGAAGCCGCGGACUUGCAGAAGGUCAAGGAGACGCACUCGCUCUUUACGCCGUCGCUGAAGCCUGCUCAUGAGGUGAUUCUGCAGUUGCUACGAGACAACGAGCCGGACACUAUUACCAUCGUUGCCAUUGGUCCUCUGACUAACCUUGCGAUCGCUGCGGCUACGGAUCCCGAAGCUUUCCUAAGAGUCAAGGAGGUCGUGGUCAUGGGUGGUGCUGUGAACUGGCCCGGAAACAUGACCCCGGGCGCCGAAUUCAAUACCUACGCCGACUCCAUCGCCGCCGCCCGCGUCUACGCCCUGACCUCCCCCAACCCCAAAACAACCCUCCCUCCGGUGGUAGGCAAGAAGGCGCUACCACCAUACCCAGAGAACCUCUCGCGCCGGCUCACCGUCAAGCUCUUCCCGCUCGAUAUCACAGAGCAGCACCUCCUCCCGCGCACACUGUACAGCAAGUACAUCGAAGCGGACGCACUGAAGGGGAGCCCGCUGACGGAGUGGGCAAGCCUGUUUCUGCUGAGCACGUUCAGGAAGAUUGCGAGUUUGGAUAGCCACCUGGAUGCCGACACGAUUGGACUGCACUUGCAUGAUCCGCUAACGGUGUGGUAUGCGAUGGCGGCCGAGGAUGAGGGGUGGAAGUUUGUGACUGAGGAUCUGCGGGUUGAGACAUCCGGACAGUGGACGCGCGGCUGUUGCAUAGUUGAUCGCCGUGAGAGAGAGGUAAAGGAGGGAUUGACGGGAAGCUUGGACGAAGAGGUUGUUGGUGACGCGGGAGGAUGGAGAGAUGCUAGGAGGGGCAAUCGGAUCCAGAGGGCGGUGGAGAGUCCUGGAGCUGAGAAGUUUGCGGGGUUGUUGCUGGAGAGAGUCUUCGGCAAGGUUUGAAAGAAGGAGGCGCGAGGUAAUGAAAUAGAAUGAUAGAUUUGGAAGGCAUAGAGCAAAGGCGGGGAGUGGAAUGCGCAACGUACCACAGUAUAGAAGGCCAUGUAUAAAAACAGUGUGAGCGCUGG
Paraphaeosphaeria sporulosa is the source of this 1515-nucleotide messenger RNA. Its product is annotated as nucleoside hydrolase. Gene Ontology annotation, molecular function: purine nucleosidase activity. Gene Ontology annotation, cellular component: cytosol. The transcript has 8 exons. Bases 95 to 1390 code for a protein of 431 amino acids. Lineage: Eukaryota; Fungi; Ascomycota; Dothideomycetes; Pleosporales; Didymosphaeriaceae. The record is from RefSeq and is a predicted model, not a curated record. Gene Ontology annotation, biological process: purine nucleoside catabolic process.